CACCAAUGUACAUGCAGAUCAGGUCUGUGUGCAUGUCUCCUCUGCUUGCUGGCCUCCCCACUUUGAAAGUCUCAGUCUGCAGUCAUAGACUCUAAUGCAUCUUUGUGGUCUCUGCCCUGUACGUCUUUAAUGGAAAACAGCAUUGGACAAUUGCCAACCAUGGACACAGAUUAUGACCAAUAUGCCGCCUUCUUGAGCCUUCUCAACAUGAAUGUGACGUAUGACCCAAACUAUGUGGUUAGUCAUGACGUCAAAGUCUGUAAUAAGUCAAAAGUCAAUAAUUUUGGCUCAGCAUUCAACCCAAUUUUCUAUUAUGUCAAUUUCCUCCUGAGUUACCUUGGUAAUGGGCUCGUCCUAUACAUCAUCUACAAGUAUGAGAAGCUCAACACGGUGACAAACAUUUUCCUGCUCAAUCUGGUCCUCUCCAACAUCCUUUUUGCCACCAGUCUCCCAUUUUGGGCAACAUAUCAUCAGUCUGAAUGGAUUUUUGGAAACGUUUUGUGUAAGAUGGUCAGCAGCGCCUACUUCAUUGGGUUCUACAGCUCCAUCCUUUUCCUCACACUCAUGACAUUCGACCGAUACCUUGCAGUGGUGCAUGCAGUGGCAGCUGCCAAGAGCAGAAGGAGAAGCUAUGCCUUCAUUUCUUCUAUAGUGGUUUGGUGCAUCAGUGUCAUAGCCAGCAUGAAAGAGUUGGUUUUCCAGAAUGUGUGGGAAAGUCCUUUUAAUGGACUGGUGUGUGAAGAGACGGGAUAUGCUGAAGCCACGAUGGCAUUUUGGCGUCUAGUCACCUAUUAUCAACAAUUACUACUUUUCUUCCUCCUCCCUCUACUGAUGGUGAUCUACUGCUACAUCUGCAUUACUGUCCGCAUUCUAUCUACCCGAAUGAAGGAAAAAUGCCGUGCCAUCAAGCUCAUAUUCAUCAUCAUCUUUACCUUCUUCAUCUGUUGGACCCCCUACAAUAUCGUCAUCCUCCUUCUUGCCAUAAACAGCCCCAGUCCAGAAGUUAACUGUGCUGACUCAGACAAGCUAGACUAUGCAUUGUUUGUGACCCAGAAUAUUGCCUACCUCUACUGUUGCAUUAGUCCAGUGUUUUACACAUUUCUGGGCAAAAAGUUUCAGAGUUACUUCAAAAGGAUGCUUGCUAAGAGAAUCCCUUGUUUGAGGAGGCACAUAAGUCUCAGCAGCCAGAGCACAAGAACCACAUCACAGAAGACACCACAUUCUGAUUAUGAAUACUAGAUAAACCCACACGAGUAUACGGAAUAUUGUAAAUAGAAAUUCAAAAGGAACAAGGUCCGAACAUUUAUGAAAUGUGAAAAUGGCUUUUGUAAUUUCUCAUGUGCUUUAUUAUUUUUUGUGUGUGUGGGAUUUCUCAUUGCUUUUCAUGUUAAAGGUGACAUAUUGUGGAAUUUCCACCAAUUUUUCGCUUUAAUUUCUGGUUGGAAAAAUCCCUAAGCGUUUUGGAAGAAGCAUUUUUCUGUGUUCAGGCCCAUUAUGUUAAAACUGACUUCAUAAAGAGUAGACAAUGUGGGCAAUUCCUGGUUCUUUGACAGCAGACUGCCAAGCUGGUCAAGGCCGUCAAGCCAGAAAAAUACAGUACAUAAGUACAUUUGUUAUGGUUUAAAACAAAAGUUUGCAAUCACUCUCACCAAAUGUGCACAUGAGAUGGAUGGCACCAAUUGGUAAAGUCUUAAGUCAUUGAAUAUGAGUCAAAUAAUCUCUUACGUCCAUUUUUCUCCAUGUUUCCUCUGUGUGCUAUGGUAUUAUAAAUUAUGAUGAAGACAUGAGAUGUCUAUACUCAUUUAGAAAUGCUUGCCCUGAUCGACAACAACCAAUAAGAGAAAAGUGUAAAAUUAUUAGAUAUUUAAAUUCAUUGCUGUCAGCCACAAAUUAAUGAGAAUUUGGAUGUUCUAAUCUAGAGGCAGGUAAAGGGGGCCAAUGAAAUUAAAAAGGGACAUUCAAAAGUAAUGCGGGGGAAAACGCAGUAUGUCAACUUUAAUUUCAUUAUAUAGUUGUUAUUCUUUCAUUUUAAAUUAUGUUGGCUCAAGUAUUGAGUAUUGAGGCUUUUACCUGGACUGUUAAAUUUAAGACUAUACAUACAGUACAGCAUUAGAGGAAGAAAGUUAGGCAGCGGAAGUUUUUAUUUGUUCUUUUUUUUUUUUUCAUGUUUUUGUCUUGCAUGGAGUUUUGAAUACUAACUCUCUUGGCCUGUGGUGAAAUAUAAAUUCAUAUUGUCAUAUAUAACACAUGUUUUAAUCAUUGUGAUGAUUUUGUGCUUAGCACAUCAGGACUUUCACCUCCUCUAUCUUGAUGGUUGCACACCAAAAAGUUACUUUUUAUACUGCUUUAAUAAA
This is a messenger RNA of Corythoichthys intestinalis (scribbled pipefish), 2354 nucleotides long. Its product is annotated as C-C chemokine receptor type 5-like. The coding region runs from base 130 to 1239 and encodes 369 amino acids. The record is from RefSeq and is a predicted model, not a curated record. Lineage: Eukaryota; Metazoa; Chordata; Actinopteri; Syngnathiformes; Syngnathidae. The transcript is spliced from 2 exons. Gene Ontology annotation, molecular function: C-C chemokine receptor activity; C-C chemokine binding. Gene Ontology annotation, biological process: positive regulation of cytosolic calcium ion concentration; G protein-coupled receptor signaling pathway; calcium-mediated signaling. Gene Ontology annotation, cellular component: external side of plasma membrane; membrane.